AUGCUCGAUCAACUAAACAAGGCUCGUAAAGAGCUUAGAGAAGCGUGGAACAAGAUGGAGAUCUGUGAUGUAAAGAUUUGGGAGAUUGGUGAAGAACUUUUGGCAAUAGAGCUAAACAAGGCUCGUAAAGAGCUUAGAGAAGCGAGGAAUAAGAUGGAGAUCCGUGAUUCAAAAGUUUGGGAGAUUGGUGAAGAACUUCCAGCAAUAAAGCUAAACAAGGCUAGUAAAGAGCUUAGAGAAGCGAGGUAUAAGAUGGAGAUCCGUGAUGCAAAAGUUUGGGAGAUUGGUGAAGAACUUCCGGCAAUAGAGCUAAACAAGGCUAGUAAAGAGCUUAGAGAAGCGAGGUAUAAGAUGGAGAUCCGUGAUGCAAAAGUUUGGGAGAUUGGUGAAGAACUUCCGGCAAUAGAGCUAAACAAGGCUAGUAAAGAGCUUAGAGAAGCGAGGUAUAAGAUGGAGAUCCGUGAUGCAAAAGUUUGGGAGAUUGGUGAAGAACUUCCGGCAAUAGAGCUAAACAAGGCUAGUAAAGAGCUUAGAGAAGCGAGGUAUAAGAUGGAGAUCCGUGAUGCAAAAGUUUGGGAGAUUGGUGAAGAACUUCCGGCAAUAGAGGUCAUUUCCAUUGGCACCGAAAAAGAGAUGCAAUUCUCAAAAAUAGGAAGUAUUCAGUGGGAAGAUAAAAAUUUUGCGGUGUCGCCCAAAGAUCUAGAAUCUGAUGAUCAAACUGGAAAAUGA
This is a messenger RNA of Ilex paraguariensis (yerba mate), 729 nucleotides long. The record is from the annotation of a GenBank genome assembly. Lineage: Eukaryota; Viridiplantae; Streptophyta; Magnoliopsida; Aquifoliales; Aquifoliaceae.